This is a messenger RNA of Strongyloides ratti, 1224 nucleotides long. Its product is annotated as Phosphatidylinositol 5-phosphate 4-kinase. The record is from RefSeq and is a predicted model, not a curated record. Gene Ontology annotation, molecular function: phosphatidylinositol kinase activity. Gene Ontology annotation, biological process: phosphatidylinositol metabolic process. Bases 1 to 1224 code for a protein of 407 amino acids. NCBI's taxonomy places the organism in Eukaryota, Metazoa, Nematoda, Chromadorea, Rhabditida, Strongyloididae. The transcript has a single exon.
AUGGAAAGGAGUACAAAAAAAAAAUUUAGAGGAAAAAAAAAAAAGUGUCUCAUACCAAAACUUAAAUUAUUCCGUUCCAAAGAACCAAUUCUUUCUGUUUUUAUGUGGGGAAUUAAUCAUACUAUGUCCGAAUUAAUGCAUGUACCUCCACCUGGUCUUUUACUUCCAGAUGAUUUUAAGGCAAGCUCUAAAAUUAAAGUUGAUAACCAUUUCUUUAAUAAAGAACAUAUGCCUUCGCAUUUUAAAAUUAAACAAUACUGCCCUAAUGUUUUUCGUUCAAUUCGCGAACAAUUUGGGAUUUCACAACGUGAAUUUUUAGCAUCAUUAGUAUAUAAUGAACCUGAAUUAGUUGUUGCUGAAAGUAGUGGAACUUCAAAAUUAUAUAUAUCUUAUGAUAAAAAAUUUGUAAUAAAAACACUUGACUCUGAUAAUGUUGGAGAGUUACUUUCUAUCUUACCAAAAUACCAUGAAUAUGUUGUAUCAAAAAGGGGAAAAACAUUACUACCACAAAAUCUUGGUCUUUAUAGAAUCACUGUUGAUGGUGAUAUAUGUUAUCUUUUAGUUAUGCGAAAUAUCUUUGGCUGUAAAUAUGCAAUUCAUAAAAAAUAUGAUCUUAAAGGUUCUACUAUUCAAAGACAAGCUUCUGAAAAAGAACGCACAAAGGACCUUCCAACUUUUAAAGAUAAUGAUUUUUUGGAUGAUAAUUAUAAAAUAUAUCUGCCUAGUGAUGCAAAAGAACAGUUAAUGGGUCUUUUGAGGUCCGAUACUGAAUUUUUGACAAAACUUCAUUUAAUGGAUUAUUCACUUCUUGUUGGUAUUCAUGAUAUUGAUCGUGCAAUUGCAGAAGAAGAAGCAAAAGAACCAAAUAUUCACUCAUCUCCUGGGGGUGAAUCUUCUGGAGGUGAGGAAAUAAUGUGCCCAUCACCGCCAGACUCUCCUCUUCCUUCAACAGGGGCGUUUACAACAAAAUCUGAAGGUAUUGAUCUUGAAAAUGAGUUUUUUGCUAUAAUAUCUAGUCCAGUAUCAGAUAAAAAAUUGAUAUAUUUUAUUGGAUUAGUUGAUAUUUUAACGUAUUAUGGUGUUAAGAAGCGCACAGCUUCAGCAGCUAAGUCAGUUAAAUAUGGUUCUGAAGCCAAAGAAUUAUCUACAGUAAAACCUGAACAGUAUGCACGAAGGUUAAUUGAAUUCAUUAAUAAAUCCGUCGUCACCCCAUCCUCAACUUAA